UAAAAUUUUCUUUUACUUUUGCUUUUAGGAAAUUAUUCUCUUCAAUAAUUAAAGACAUUAAAUAUUUUUAGGUAUAAGUCAGAAAAUAACAUGAAUAAAUUCGUAUAGUCUGAAUAUAUCUCAAUAAAAGCUUUAUUUCUUUCCUUUAUAAAUAGAACUUUAGUUGGCAUGAACAUCUAAUUUUAUGUUCCGAAUGGUGCAUAAGUAAAGAAGCACAUAAUAAUGAAGAUACGUAAAUGUAAAGAAUAUUCUUCUGAAUUUACUUUUUUUUUAUUCUUAUACACUAUACAUUCGUCUUGUCUCUGGUUAAACAAUAACAAUAUAGUGUCGAAAAUUCUUUUUCGUUACCGGCAACAGCAAGAUAACUACAUACAUAUAUGCAGCAUUAGUCAGCUACAGCAUAGUAUACGUGAAGGCAACACAGAAUAAAAUAAGGGCGGGGAUUGGUUGUGUUAUAUACAACCUUGCUUCCUAUUGGUUGAACCUCUUGGGUCUUAUCGGAUUACUUGACUAUGACUACGUGACGUUGCCACGCUGCUAUGUUGGGUCUACCAAAGUUUCAGUUUUCUGUGUUGCGUUGAAUUGAAUUGAAGGAGAAAAAUUUGUAGAUGCGUUUUUAUAUUUUUAUCAAUUAGCCGGAACCAAUUAUCUUUGUAAUUAUGGCCAAAAUAUCAGUCUUAUAGUCAUAGCAAUGGGGAUAGUGUUUACAUUCGGCAACAUUGGAAUUGCGCCAUCUCAUGCAAUUUUUCUUUUACGCGAUGUAUACCUAUAUCGUAAAAUUCAUAGAGUUUCUCAAUACUUUUUGGGAUGAAGGUUUUAAUUCUUUCCCAACAAUGUGAUAUGAUGAAGGAGAAAAAUCUCUAUCUGUAUGAAGACUUGUAUAUUCUAACCAAUAUUUGUUCUUAAAUGCGUUACUUUUAGAAGAUGGCGCCACAUAUACAACGGGACUACAACGUUAUUGGAGAUCCAGGCAGAUACUCACUGAGGACACUCAGGCAUGGUGAAAAAAAUUGUUUUCAAUCACACACUUUUGACGUGUCCAAAAUAAGCAGCAAAGAGGAUUUCUUUCGUUGUAUUGGUCUUCAAAUGAAAAGAUUUCAGUACAAGUAUAGAAUGUCAAACAGUGAUCGUAAAACUAAAAAGAUUAAUAUUCCCAGUGGUGUAACAUUGCGUGAUUGUUCCGUUAUUAUCCUGGGGAACACAUGUAAUCUAUGUGGAAAGUGUUUUAAGUGUAAAAUUGACUUAGAUAAGCAUAAUUUGUUAAAACAUCAGACAAAUGAAGAACUUGGUAACAUGACUGUGAAAGAAACACAAUGUACGGAGAAGGAAAUCGAAAUCUGCAAAAAUUUUCCAAAAUCUUUAAACCAUUCAGUAAUCAAGGCUAGUAAAAAUUUUGCAACAAAAGAACACAAAAAAUUACGUUUAACCUUGAAAAUAGGAGAGGAAAUCAUCGCCAAAAUAUCAGUGAAUAGAAAAUACUUGAAGAAAGAUAACGUCGACAUGUGGACUCAAACCGAAUCGAAUCGUGAUACUGAAUUAAUUGCAGACAUGAAUAUGUAUGAAAGUGUUGCUUCUCGUAUCGAUCCUCUUUUGUUCGGUAAUAGUCCUUGCCAAUGUUUUAACCCGUCUGUGCACACGGUACAAUGCUCGAAUCGAUAUUUGGCUAGCAACAUUGUAGCAAGUACACAGGCGGUUCGUGAGAAAAUUAUAACGCAGGAGGAAACUAACUCUUCGCACAGGUUGAAGGAGUCACGCGAUAUAUCCGCAAAUGAAAAAUGUGGCGCCACUCUUUGUGUUACACCAAACUCAUCUCUUGAAUUAAAUUUGUCAUUUGUGACCGAAAAGUGCAAUUUACAUGAACAAGAUCAUGUUAAAAAUGGUAAUUCGGAGGAACUCUCUUCGACGCAUUCAGAUGAUGCUUUAAUAUUCGACGAAACGUGUAAUAUGUCGCAGUUCGCUAUAACAUCAAAGUCAAUGUCGAGCUACAACAAAAAAAAUGAUAGUGUUACAUCUUCAACAAAGAAUACAAAUACUCGAUCAAGGAAUACCAUGCAAAUUAAUCCAGAAAACAUUGACGAAAAUGAGGAAACAACAAAUAUUAAUACAAAUCCAGUCCAGAAAGAUUUUAUUAUAAACAAUACAGAAAACUAUAUACUGAGAAAAUUACAGGAUGACUCUAAUGUGAUACAGGCAAUACUACCGGUAAUCGUGCCAAUAAUCAUGCCAAAUGCAAGUGUUCCUAGUACACCUAUUAAACUUAUGAUACAAUCAGCAUCAAUAAAACCAAAAGAACAGCAACUGCGGCAAAAGCAGCAGCAACAAUUACAACCAGAUCAACAACUGCAAUUGCGACAAAAACAACGAUUACAAGUAGAGCAUCAGGAACAACCACACCAAGAUCAACAGCAACAAGAAAUUAUGGAAAUUUCCUCUCUCCCCACCGAAGAUAAUUCCAACGAUGGGAUGCAGCAGUUGAAACUGCAACAAGAACAGCAAUUACAACCGGAUCGACAGUUGCAACUGCAACAAGAACAGCAAUUGCAAGUCAAACAUCAGGAGCAACUACAGCAAGGUCAAGAGCAACAACAAAUUGUGAAAACUCUUACUCACAACGUGAAAGAUAAUUCCGAUGAUGAUGUGCAAGAAGUGUUGCGAAUCGUUCGGGGACAUAGCACUGCGGAUGUCAAUCACGAGUCACCAACUCGGUUCGAGCGAGAGAUGUUACUACAUGUCGCCAUUAGAGAUAUGAAGAGACUGGAAGAAGAAGGAUGGCACUUGCUAGAGAAAGUAAUCGACUACGCAGGAAAAAACUCGAAAUCUAGUACCAAAUGUUGCGAAACGAAUAAUGAGUGUAUCAAAAAAAUGAAGAAAAUAAUAACUGAAUUGGAUUUCGACUGUAGAAAUUCAACCAAAGAAAAAUACAUUUCUCAUAUGAAGGAGCACAUUGCGAAAAUGCAAAGUUAUAAUAACAUAGCAACAAUAUGUGGAUCUGAUAGUGUAAAGGAAAAUUUAAUGACAUGUAAUGAGAAUAUCAAUAUAUCAUCUAAGAUGACACGACAGCAUAAUAUUAAUCAUCAUAAGGGAAAAUUCGAAAUAAAUAACAAUACGCAAAGCGUAGAAGAAUCUGUUAGCCAUUUUCUUGUGCCUUGUCCCGGGGAUAUGGAAAGUAGAAGUAAAGGACCGAUCGUAAUAGAUCUAGUCAAUGGUACCGAUGAAUAGCAAUAGAAACUAUUGGAUCGGUAGAUAGCAAGCAUAGCUUUAUGAGAAUGGUGUCGAACUGCGAGCAACUAUUCCAAUGGUGGAUACGUCCUCAGAAUAUGUAAUACAUAUAUUACGAAAUGAAUAUACUGAAGUACCUUUAAUAUAGGAAACUAUUCAACUUUCAUUACGUGUAACGUUAUCUUUCGUUAUAUUAUGUUCUUUAUAUUUCAUAAAGUACAUAUACAUGUAUGUUAAAAUAUAUAUAUAUAUAUAUGUACUGAUCAAACACAAGUUCAAUAUGUACUGUGUUCGAAUUAAAUGAACGGGAACUGCA
This is a messenger RNA of Bombus huntii, 3535 nucleotides long. RefSeq names its product putative mediator of RNA polymerase II transcription subunit 29. The record is from RefSeq and is a predicted model, not a curated record. The coding region runs from base 925 to 3219 and encodes 764 amino acids. The transcript has 2 exons. Lineage: Eukaryota; Metazoa; Arthropoda; Insecta; Hymenoptera; Apidae.